Molecule: messenger RNA, 3691 nt
Organism: Salvelinus namaycush (lake trout)
Lineage: Eukaryota; Metazoa; Chordata; Actinopteri; Salmoniformes; Salmonidae
Gene: slc8a2b
Product: solute carrier family 8 member 2b
Exons: 12
Coding region: 19-2820 (933 amino acids)
Biological process (GO): cell communication; sodium ion transmembrane transport; calcium ion import across plasma membrane
Cellular component (GO): sarcolemma; axon; postsynapse
Molecular function (GO): calcium:sodium antiporter activity
Source: RefSeq, a predicted model, not a curated record
AACCGCUCCAUCUCCACCAUGUCCUAUCCCUCCAUGUCUCCGGAGUUUUGGAGCAACAGCAGUACGGGGCUGGGCGGCAGUUCAAAGUGCUCGCAGCCGGUGGUGUGCAGGCCGGGCACCAUGCUGCCUGUGUGGAAGCCCCUGAGCCCCGGGCUGGGCGACCAGGUGGCCAGGGCUGUGGUCUACUUCACCUGCCUCAUGUACAUGUUCCUGGGAGUGUCCAUCAUCGCAGACCGCUUCAUGGCCUCUAUCGAGGUCAUAACCUCACAGGAGAAGGAGGUGACCAUCACCAUGCCAAGCGGAGAGACGUCUGUGGCUACUGUACGUAUCUGGAACGAGACUGUGUCCAACCUGACUCUGAUGGCUCUAGGCUCCUCCGCCCCAGAGAUCCUGCUGUCUGUCAUAGAGGUGUGUGGGCAUGGGUUUGAGGCGGGUGAGCUGGGCCCUGGUACCAUUGUGGGCAGCGCCGCCUUCAACAUGUUUGUGAUCAUCGCCAUCUGUGUGUGGGUCAUCCCUGAAGGAGAGACCAGGAAGAUCAAACACCUGCGUGUGUUCUUCAUCACAGCCUUCUGGAGUAUCUUCGCCUAUAUCUGGCUCUUCCUCAUCCUCUCUGUCAUCUCACCCGGAGUAGUGGAGGUGUGGGAGGCUCUGGUCACCCUGCUCUACUUCCCAGUGUGUGUGAUCCUGGCCUGGAUCGCCGACCGACGCCUGCUCUUCUACAAGUACAUGGCCAAGCGUUACCGCGCCGACAAGCACGGCAUCGUCGUGGAGACGGAGGGGGACACAACCCCGAAAGGCUUCGAGAUGAUUAUGGACGGAAAGUUCCCACCUAGGGGAGGGGCGGUGGGAAUGAUGCCCAGUGAGAACUGCCAGGAUGGGGCCAACAAUGCGGCGGGCACCGUGGCCUACCUACCCAACUCCAACAGCACCAUGGUGACCGUAGAGAAUACCAAGGAGCUGGACGAGAGCCGCAAGGAGGUGAUCCGCAUUCUGAAGCAGCUGAAACAGAAGUUUCCGGACAAGGAGCUGGAUCAGCUGGUAGAUCUAGCCAACUACUACGCCCUCCUCCAUCAGCAGAAGAGCCGCGCCUUCUACCGCAUCCAGGCUACGCGCAUGAUGACCGGCGCCGGCAACGUGCUCAAGAGGCACGCCGCCGACCACUCCCGCCGCGCCGCCGCCGUGGACGAGGAAGUGGUCUGCGAGGACGACGACCUGGCUGAGUGCAGCCGCCUGGCGUUCGAGAGCACCCACAGCCAGUGUAUGGAGAACUGCGGCGUACUGAGGCUGGCUGUGGUGUGUCAAGGGGGCCUGGGGGAGAGCACCUUCUACGUGGACUACCGGACCGAGGACGGCUCGGCCAACGCCGGGUCUGACUACGAGUACAGCGAGGGAACGCUGGUGUUCAAACCCGGAGAGACCCGCAAGGAGAUCAAGGUCGGCAUCAUCGAUGAUGACAUCUUCGAGGAGGACGAGCACUUUUUCGUGCGGCUGCUCAACUUGCGCAUCGGUGACGCCGAGGGGAUGUUCGAGAGUGAUGAGCCAGGUGCGAGACCCAAGGGUCGCCUGGUGGAGCCACUGGUCGCCACGGUGACCAUCCUGGACGACGACCAUGCUGGAUUCUUCACAUUCCGUAAUCGGCUGGUGCGCAUCAGCGAGAGCGUUGGCACCAUGGAGAUCUCAGUGGUGCGGAACUCGGGCGCCCGCGGCACGGUGAUCCUGCCCUAUCACACGGAGGAGGGCACGGCGAAGGGGGGCGGCGUGGACUACGAGGACACCCAGGGAGAGCUGGAGUUCUCCAAUGACCAGACAACUCAGACCCUGCAGGUGAGGAUCAUUGACGAUGAGGAGUAUGAGAAAAAGGAGAACUUCUUCAUCGUACUAGAGGAACCACGCUGGCUGAAGAGGGGAAUCUCAGGUGUGUGUACUUGUAGUUUUGAAUAUGAUCCUGAUGGCCAGAUGAGUGCAGAGGAGGAGGAGGCGAGGCGCAUUGCAGAGAUGGGAAAGCCCAUCUUGGGGGAGCACAGCCGGCUGGAGGUGGUCAUUGAGGAGUCUUAUGAGUUCAAGAGCACCGUUGACAAGCUCAUUAAGAAGACCAACUUGGCCCUUGUGAUUGGCACUCACUCCUGGAGGGAGCAGUUCGUGGAAGCUGUGACUGUCAGCGCAGGUGAUGGUGAUGAUGAUGACGAGGAGGGGCGUGAGGAGCGUCUGCCAUCCUGCUACGACUACGUCAUGCACUUUCUGACGGUGUUCUGGAAGGUUCUUUUCGCCUUCGUUCCGCCCACCGAGUACUGGAAUGGCUGGGCCUGCUUCUUCGUGUCCAUCUCGGUCAUCGGCAUCUUGACUGCCAUCAUCGGGGACCUGGCCUCCCACUUUGGCUGCACUGUGGGCCUCAGGGACACUGUCACUGCCGUGGUGUUUGUGGCUCUUGGCACCUCCAUUCCUGACACGUUUGCCAGCAAGGUGGCGGCCACGCAGGACCAGCACGCUGAUGCGUCGGUGGGCAACGUGACUGGCAGCAACGCGGUCAACGUGUUCCUGGGCAUCGGGGUGGCGUGGUCAGUGGCGGCCGUCUACUGGAACGUGCAGGGCAAGGAGUUCCGCGUGGACCCUGGCUCCCUGGCCUUCUCCGUCACCCUCUUCACCAGCUUCGCCUUCAUCUGCAUGGGUGUGCUGCUGUUCCGCCGGCGGCCCUCUAUCGGGGGGGAGCUGGGCGGGCCGCGGACAGCACGCAUCAUCACCAGCCUCCUCUUCCUGGGCCUCUGGUUCCUCUACGUCCUCUUCUCCAGCCUGGAGGCCUACUGCCACAUAGAGGGCUUUUAGAGGACACAUGAGAGCAGAGACAGGGCUACUAGUCAAAACACUGAUAUACAUUAUAGUUAUUAUAAUACACACAUCUACUACAGGACAAGGCCCAGGCCAAAGGUUGGGACCUGGUCAAUAUCACUGGAUCGCUAAUACCUAAGGGAUCUGUAGACAUACCCGAUAUACACAUACACACACACUUACAUACAAAACACAUACAGACACAUACUGAAACAUGAACUGUACAUAUAACUACAUGCAUGCACAAACAAAUGCACACGUGGUCUCUCACCAAGACCAACACACACAUACAACACUGUAACAAGGGCACCACACAGGUUGCGUGUGGCCUGGAGCCUGGAUGACGCCCAGUUAACAUUAACCUCCUAUUGCACACUCAAAUGUUAUACACACUCACUGGACAAACGAGGAAGAGAAGGAGAGAAAAGAAAGUAUUGGUCAAGGAAGUGACGAAGGAAGUAAGACAGGAGAGAUUUCAAAGGAAGCAUGUUCAGAAUGUAAACCAGCAUGUGGUAAAAGAGGGAGAGUGAAGGAGAGAAAGAGACAGACAGGUGUGUAGAAACUAAGUGUUGCAGUGGCUUUCUAUUCAUUCCAGCUGGCUGCGUAACAUGGUUUUGGGUCCAGCUAGACUGCUUUAAUUGAAGCAGGGUAGAGUGCCGUGUGUUUUGCAGGGUGUUUCAGGGAAGGCGAACCAGACUCAAUCCACUCGACUCAAUCCAUGUCUGUGUGGCCUUAAAGCAGUACCCCUUCACCCUUUCACUGGGGGUUUCCUUUUCAAAGACAGAAUCCACACACGUAGAAGCUGUGGUGGAAAAAGUACUCAACUGUCAUACGUGAGUAAAAGUAAAGAUACCUUAAUAGAAAAUUA